Molecule: messenger RNA, 1217 nt
Organism: Poeciliopsis prolifica (blackstripe livebearer)
Lineage: Eukaryota; Metazoa; Chordata; Actinopteri; Cyprinodontiformes; Poeciliidae
Product: phospholipase A2-like
Exons: 4
Coding region: 41-490 (149 amino acids)
Biological process (GO): phospholipid metabolic process; arachidonate secretion; lipid catabolic process
Molecular function (GO): calcium ion binding; phospholipid binding
Source: RefSeq, a predicted model, not a curated record
AGUGAAAGUCACUUUCCGACUGAAGCCUCUCACUCACAGAAUGAAUGCCUUUCGGACCGUCUUUCUCUUGGCUGUUGGUCUCUCUGUAGCCCACUCACUGGACUACAAGGCUCUCCAUCAGUUCAGGGGCAUGAUCCUGUGUUUGUUGCCUGACAGCUGGCCUGCUCUGGACUAUGCAGACUAUGGAUGUUACUGUGGAUACGGAGGCUCUGGCACACCCGUUGACGAUUUGGAUAGGUGCUGCCAGGUUCAUGACCAGUGUUACAGUGACGCCAUGCAGCAUCCGGAGUGCUGGCCCAUCCUGGAUAACCCUUAUACCGAGAUUUACUCCUACACCUGUGACGAAGCUAACAGAAAGCUCUCUUGUACAAACCAAAACGACGAAUGUGAGAUGUUCAUCUGUGAGUGCGACCGCAAAGCCGCAGAGUGUUUCGCCAGGUCAGAGUGGAACCCCGAACAUGAGCACCUGCCAAGUGACCAGUGUCAGUAGAGUCCUGCACAAACUGCUGCGUCAAGCAAAGAAUCUGUGCCACAUCCAUUUACAAACUUCUGUCCUACUUCAUCAGGCGUCAUUCUAAGUCACAUUCUAAAUUCUGUAAGGUCCAUUAGUCAAUGCACCUUACAGCACCAUUUACUAAUGAUAUGAUUCACAUGUGGCCUUCUAAGCAUCCAUCUUUUCUCCACCUGGAUGUUUCUGGUUGGACUUGCUGCUAUGUCUCACCCUAUAUGUCAUCAUCAUGUUUACCAUUCAUUUGAGUGUGAUGGUAAUUGCAAUUUUUGGUGCAGUUUACAGUCAGCAGAGGGCACUGUUUCUCAUUUAUCCCAUUAGUGUGUCAGAUGAGAGAAAAGCAUUGACUUGCUCAAAAACAGUUGUUCUUCUCACUUUAUGUAACAUAUUUAGAAAUAAUAAAUGACUUUUUUUUUCCCAGAGGAAAAUAAAUAUUUUUUUCAAUACCUAAAUCCUCAAAUUUUUCACUUUUAAGUGGUCUAUAAAUUGUUAGAAUGACCUUAGUAAUUUUUUUUUUUGCCAAAACUGAUUUUGGCAACAGAAAAAUCACUUUUGGCAAAAAAUAGCUUUAGCCAUUACUUUAGGAAAGUGACUAAUCUAAACCAAUCUUCAUGUAACUAUCCUGGUGCUUUCCAAUGAUUAUGUCAUGCUGGCAGUUUAGUUACAAAAUAUUUGCAAUAAUAUUAAAUUCCUAUUGCAUAAUUGAAAA